CCCUGCCCGCCUCGCCUCGGCUCCCCUCUCCUCGGGGAAGGCGAAGAAAGGCCGAUGGCGGCGCUUUAGCCCCCGCGCCCUCCCAGCGGGCUGCCCCGUCGCCUGCGCGCAGGAUGGGGCUGGCGGCGGCGCAGGCCGGCCUCUGAGCAUCCUCCGGCCCGCCUGCCCAGGCCUCUCGCGGCCCGGCCGGCCCGCCGCCGCCACCGCCAUGGCUACCGAGCUGGAGCCCGCCGGGCCCGGAGGCGCGCUGCUGGAGGCGGACGAGGACGAGGAGCAGUGGCUCUACGGAGAUGACAGUGGUAAGCAAGAAGAUGGACCGAUUUCUGGACACUCAGAAUCUCAUCUUUUACACGAUGUUCCCCAGGAGAACAGGAUUGUCAACUGUGAAGAUCGAGAGUUGUUGCAACAGGUUCUUCCUAGUGGCGAGGAUGAUGAGGAAGACAGUGAGAGCGACAGUGAUGAUGAUGACAUCAGAGUCACCAUUGGCAACAUCAAAACGGGAGCACCUUCGUACAUGGGAACACCGAUGAAUCUGAAUCUAAAAACAGGUCGAGGCUAUGGAGCAUCCGCUUCAGCCAAGCUGCAGCCCAAAGGUAUUGAUUUAGAGGCUGCAGGGAAUAUAAACGGAUUGCCUGUAAUAGAAGUGGAUUUAGAAUCGUUUGAAGACAAACCGUGGAGGAAACCAGGUGCUGACCUUUCUGACUAUUUCAACUAUGGGUUCAAUGAAGAAACAUGGAAGGCCUACUGUGAGAAGCAGCGUCGCCUUCAGCUGGGCUUGGAGCCCUCAGCCCCCAUCAGUGCUGAGAAUAAGAUCACAGUUCAGCAAGGAAGAACAGGAAAUGCAGAGAAAGAACCAGAGAAUAAUAUUGUCAAAAUGGAUUUCAAAACAGAUUUUGUAGCCCUGGUUGGCGGGCGGAUAAAAGCUGGGCCUCCCCCAAACAGGAAGCUGGGGGGAACCAUCGAUGUGAUUGGUGGACAGGCAGGCACCAUCAGAAGGGUAGAAGGAAGGCGUCGAGAUAAGCAUGCCUCUGAGGAGAACCCCAUUCAGGUUCUUGGGGAUCAUGUGAACAAAUCGCAACCCCCUCAGCAGCCGCAGCAACCGUCACAACCACAGCAGCCUCCUCAGCAACAGCCGUUUGCACCGCCCGCGGGUCCUCCACCGCCCAUUGGUGGCCCACCUCCACCCCACUUUCUCCAUCCGCCACCACCACCGGUGACUUCCGUCCCACCCCCUCUCCAUCCUCCAGGUCUUCCGCCACCAGGUCCCAUUCCAGGGUUGUUCCCUCCGCCUCUCGCUCCACCACCAGCCCUCCUCAUCCCGACACUAGAUGGCCAGCCUGCCAGCUACAACAACCGACAGCCGCCUCCGUUUGGUUACAGCUCCACAGAUUCAGGCUUCAUCAGCUACCCGCCCAUUUCCACAUCUCACACACCCUGGGUGACCACAGUGGACAAGGCCUCAAGUGCUUCUGACAGUGGUCACUGGGAAUACUCUGGCUCAAGGAGAGAGAGGGAAAGAGAUCGUGCCCGGACUCCCACUGCCAGCGAAUACAACAAUGAUGAUGAGAGGUAUCGUUACUAUAGCCGAGAGCGCAGUUAUGAUUUUGAGCGGGACUACCGCAGGAGCAGAGAUCGCAGUCGAGAACGAGAGGAUCGCCAUCGGGAACGAAGGCACAGAGACAAAGAAGAAGGCAGCAAACACAAAUCAUCCCGGCGGAAGCAGCAUGAGAGUGAGGAAGGGGAAAGCCAUCGGCGCCACAAGCACAAAAAGAACAAGCGCAGCAAGGAAGAGAAAGAGGCGAGUGAAGAUGGGGUCCCAGAGGGGAAUGAGCAAGACUCCAAGGAGUAGCCAGCCUGGCUGGGGUCCAAAAGCAGUAGCUGCCCUCCGGCCACCACCAGCCUGUCACUCUCCUGUGACUUUUUCCACUGAAUGACAGCGAGCCAGACAGAUUAUGGAUUGCCCACCAGCUCACUUUCGGUCAGGCUUUUUGGAAAGGAGAGCCCGGCCGUCACUUCGUACAAAGCACCAAGGGUUGUUUCACCGUCUUGGGUCCUGUGGCAUCUGCUGGGAAGUGGAUUCGGCUGAAAUGGAUGAGUUCAGAUUCUUGGACAAUAUUUGGCAAUUCCUUUUCCCCCUAGGCACGGUAGCAGCCGGAGGGGUUUUGUUAUCCAAAAAAAGAAAAAAAAACAUGAGACAGGUUAGGUCCUCUUAAGAGCCAGCUUAGAGCCUGGCUUCUAUAAACUAGUCCCCCUGCCCCUUCCUUGUAGCUGUGAAAAAAUUCUGUCUCCUAAGAAAAGUUUGGCAGGAAGCUAGAGAAAUCUACCCACUUUCUGGCUCAAUGUGGACAUCUGUGGAUUGGCCAGUUUUACUGAGAAGUGGCUCUUCCCCAGCAGGCAGAACCUUCCAAUGUUGAGGCAUUUUAUUUUCAUGUGCGCAACAGGCUUUCUUGUGAACUAACAGGAAAGUCUCUUCCAAAGGCCUGCAUAGCUAGGGGGGGAGCAUCAUUUUUCAACAUGAUGUUAAGUUUUGAUAAGAGUCACCAACACUUUUAUCAUGGAACACCAGUGUGGCCAUUUUCUCUGUUCUGUUCAUACAUGGGGGAAGGGGUUUUUUUUUAGAGAGGAGGUAACCUAAA
Molecule: messenger RNA, 2636 nt
Organism: Eublepharis macularius
Lineage: Eukaryota; Metazoa; Chordata; Lepidosauria; Squamata; Eublepharidae
Product: pre-mRNA 3'-end-processing factor FIP1-like
Exons: 16
Coding region: 209-1849 (546 amino acids)
Cellular component (GO): mRNA cleavage and polyadenylation specificity factor complex
Molecular function (GO): RNA binding
Source: RefSeq, a predicted model, not a curated record